Molecule: messenger RNA, 2401 nt
Organism: Hibiscus syriacus
Lineage: Eukaryota; Viridiplantae; Streptophyta; Magnoliopsida; Malvales; Malvaceae
Product: phenylalanine ammonia-lyase-like
Exons: 2
Coding region: 126-2279 (717 amino acids)
Biological process (GO): L-phenylalanine catabolic process
Cellular component (GO): cytoplasm
Molecular function (GO): phenylalanine ammonia-lyase activity
Source: RefSeq, a predicted model, not a curated record
AAUUCUUCCUUUGAGCUGAUCCUUUCUCAUUUCCCCUCUGAAACCAAGCGUUCAUAAUUUCAACAGCUUACAAAUCUGUUUUUGUUGGAUCAUUCUUCAUUUCUUAAUCAAUUCCUGUUGUUAACAUGGCUUCAAUCGCUCAAAACGGUUCUUCUUCCGAGAGCUUUUGCACCGCCGCCACCUCCAACGGAGGCGGCACCGAUCCUUUGAACUGGGCCGUCGCGGCGGAGUCGCUGAAGGGGAGUCAUUUGGACGAGGUGAAACGCAUGGUGGCCGAGUAUCGGAAGCCAUCGGUGAAGCUCGGCGGUGAGACGCUGACGAUUUCACAGGUCGCCGCAAUAGCUUCGAGUGACUCUGGCGUCAAGGUUGAACUUUCCGACGACGCGAGGGCCGGCGUUAAGGCGAGCGCCGAUUGGGUGCUCGACGGGAUGAAUAAAGGUAUUGAUAGCUAUGGUGUUACCACUGGAUUUGGCGCCACUUCUCAUCGGAGAACUAAACAAGGCGCUGCGCUUCAAAAAGAGUUGAUUCGGUUCUUGAAUGCUGGAAUUUUCGGCAAUGGAACCGAGUCAUGCAACACGCUCCCUCACUCAGCAACUCGGGCAGCCAUGCUCGUUAGAAUCAACACUCUCCUUCAGGGAUACUCUGGUAUUCGAUUCGAGAUUUUGGAAGCCAUCACUAAGCUUUUAAACCGCAACAUCACCCCAUGUUUGCCCCUUCGUGGCACCAUUACAGCAUCCGGCGAUCUCGUUCCGCUUUCCUACAUUGCCGGAUUGCUCACCGGGAGGCUGAAUUCCAAGGCCGUCGGACCUGACGGAGAAUCUCUUAAUGCCGAGGAAGCCUUUCAUGUAGCCGGUAUUGAUUCCGGUUUCUUCGAGUUGCAGCCUAAAGAAGGGCUGGCUCUUGUCAAUGGCACUGCAGUCGGUUCUGGCUUGGCUUCCAUGGUUCUUUUUGAAGCUAACAUACUUGCUGUUUUGUCUGAGGUUUUGUCUGCAAUUUUUGCCGAAGUAAUGAACGGUAAACCCGAGUUUACGGAUCAUUUGACGCAUAAACUGAAGCAUCAUCCGGGACAAAUCGAGGCUGCUGCGAUAAUGGAACAUAUCCUUGAAGGGAGCUCUUAUGUUAAAUCAGCCAAGAAGUUGCAUGAAAUGGAUCCAUUGCAGAAACCGAAACAAGAUCGGUACGCCUUACGGACUUCUCCGCAAUGGCUUGGUCCACAGGUUGAAGUGAUCCGAUUUGCAACCAAAUCGAUCGAAAGAGAGAUUAACUCCGUCAAUGAUAACCCUCUGAUCGAUGUUUCGAGGAACAAGGCCUUACAUGGUGGCAACUUCCAAGGCACCCCAAUCGGUGUCUCGAUGGACAAUGCUCGAUUGGCUAUUGCUGCUAUAGGGAAGCUUAUGUUCGCCCAAUUCUCGGAACUGGUUAAUGAUUUCUACAACAAUGGUCUCCCAUCGAACCUCUCUGGUGGUCCGAACCCGAGUCUCGAUUAUGGUUUCAAGGGUGCAGAAAUUGCAAUGGCUUCCUAUUGUUCCGAGCUCCAAUACUUGGGUAAUCCGGUUACGACUCAUGUUCAAAGUGCCGAGCAGCACAACCAAUAUGUGAACUCUUUGGGGCUAAUUUCAUCCCGGAAAACCGCCGAAGCCAUCGAAAUCUUUAAGCUGAUGUCGUCUACGUUUUUGGUGGCCCUUUGCCAAGCUAUUGAUUUGAGGCAUUUAGAAGAGAACUUAAGGAACACGGUGAAGAACACGGUGAGCCAAGUAGCUAAGAAGAUCCUCACGACCGGCCCCAAUGGCCAGCUUCAUCCUUCGCGGUUCUGCGAGAAGGACUUACUUAAAGCCGUGGAUCAUGAAUAUGUUUUUGCAUACAUCGAUGACCCUUGCAGCGCUACGUACCCAUUGAUGCAAAAGCUGCGGCAAGUACUCGUCGAGCAUGCAUUGAGAAACGGCGACAAUGAGAACGACACGAGCACAUCAAUAUUCCAAAAGAUAGAGGCUUUCGAAGAAGAAUUAAAGGAUGUAUUGCCAAAGGAGGUCGUGAACUCGAGGGUUUCGAUCGAGGACGGGAACCCGGCGGUACUGAACAAGAUUGUCGGUUGCCGAUCGUAUCCGUUGUAUAAAUUUGUGAGGGAAGAGCUCGGAACCGGGCUGCUAACAGGGGAGAAAGUGAAGUCACCUGGUGAGGAAUUUGAUAAGGUGUUCGUUGCUAUGUGCCAAGGGAAGAUCAUUGAUCCUAUGCUUGAAUGUCUUAAAGAAUGGAAUGGUGCCCCUCUCCCGAUCUGCUAGUUUUAAAAUCUUUUCAAUUUGGUCCUUGUAAAUUUGUUAUUGUUUAUUUGUAAAAGAAGUUGAUCAUGUGAAAAUAUAACCUUCAAAAUAAUCGAAUGAUAAUAUCGAGAUUUCAGUUGGAA